AUGAAUAAAACAAAAGAUAUUGAAUUUCAAAAUCACAGUAUGAUUGGAGGUGGUGGUGGAAAUGGAAUUGAAAAAGGUGAUCUUUCAAAGGAUACCACAAAGAAAUACUUGGAUGUUUUCCGUCCACUUGGUCUCUCGGAAAAGUACCAGCUAUCGAAACAACUUGCCGAUGUUUUUGGUUCAAUGUCUUGUAAUUCCAUUAUCAAAGUUCCCCCACAACAUGUUCCAAUUCAAGAUGAAUAUUUAAAGAAAAUUCUUUAUCACGCUUUCAAGAAUUUGGUUGACAAGUUUCCACAGUUGGUCUACAAAGUCGUUGAUUAUAACACCAACAAUCCAUUGUUUGUAAAGAUUCCUCCAUUCAGCAUUGACACGGUCGUUAAAGUUACGAAUGGUGUCGAUUACAGAGACGAAGAAGCCAGAUACAAAUUGAUUCAAGAACAAAUCAACUAUGAAUUCGAUCUGGAUUCCGAUAGUCCCCAGUGGUAUUGGCGUGUUUGCAAGUGUGACAAGUAUCCCGAUGAAUUUAUGAUAUUUUUGGUGUUCAACCACUUGUUGGCCGAUGGAGUUGGCUCGCUUAGCUUGUAUAUAGAAGUAUUGUCCACCGGAGCUACCUGUGACUAUGAGAAGCUACCAAAUAUUCCUGCAUCGAGAUUGAUCACACCAAAGGAAGUCUACGAACCAACACAACUAGUGGAGAAUGUCAAUCCAUAUAAACUCACUGAUGAGCCAGUUGCUCCAACCAGCAGCAUACAAGAUAAGCUCAAGGCAAACUUGCCAAGCUUCCUUAAAAAGACUGAUUCCAUCUGGCUUGGUGUCAGACCCGCAAGAUUGGAGAAAUUCGACACCAGAAUCAAACAGGUGUUGGUCGACAAGUCAGACUAUAGCUUGGUCUUGAAAAAGAGUAAGGAGAUGGGAGUUACACCACACUCCUUUAUCUAUACUACCUUUAUCCUUGCCGUUAUGGAGGUGUUUGGCAAUGGUGAGAGAAUGGGUGUUCGAUCGUCGACACCAUUCAACGCUCGUAGCUACUGCAAGCCAAAGGUGCCACUAACCGAUCUUGGAAUGUUCAUCAGCUCGGUGGUUCGUGAUGUCCACGCUACACCAGCAGAGUUGCGUGCCAACUUCUGGCAGUAUUGCAAGGAGUAUAUGCACAGCAUCAAGAAUGACUAUCCACAAGGCAUGAAAAACCUCAACUACCUCGAGGGAUUAGGUCAGUUCCCUGAUGCCUACACCAAGCACUGGCAAGACAGAAUCAAGAAUAUGCCAAUGGGAAGAGCCUGCAGUUUUAUCUAUGCUGAUCUCGGUCGUUUCCCAGACCUACCAAAGAAACACUGGAGAGUUGAAACCAUCUCUACCUUCCAAUCUGCAUUCAUCAGUUCAUCGGCAAUCAUCUACAAUUGCACUGUGAUUGAUGGUAACUUCACUGGAUCUCUUACCUAUCAGAAUGGUGAUUUCACCGUCGACGAAAUCGAUAGAUUCCGUAAGCAUUUGAGAAACAUUAUCAUUGGAAUUGAUCUAGAUAGAUUAAAGGGUUCGGUCGAUGAAUAUUUAAGAUCCAUUGUUUUUCCUUCAAUUUCAGAGUUGUGCAAGAAGAUUCCACAACUAUCAUUAUCUGUUGUAGAUAUCAAUACAAACACACCCAAAUUUCUACAGAUUCAAGAGUUGGAUUUGAAUAAGUUGGUUACAUUCGACCAGACAUCCUAUGACACUUUGACGGAACCGAUUCAACAAGAGAUUGGCAAAGAUUUUGAUAUCUACGAUAGUUCAUUGCCAUUAUGGAGACUAAGAAUCUUUACAACUACAAAAGAUCAGCCUGGUCAUUUCAACGUAAUUUGGGUGGUACAUCAUGUUAUUUCCGACGGAAUCAGUACAACUAUUCUUAUGAAACAACUACUAGAUGAAAUGAAUAGAAAUAGUAAUAAUAUAUCAGAUAUUGUAAAGCAUAUCUCUACAGUUGAUUUAUCAAAUGAAAAAUUAGUUGUACAACCUCCUUUUGACAUGAGAACUGCACAUCAUCCAACGGUAUUGGAUCUACUGCCAGUUGUAUUUAAACACUUCCUGGUACCAUCAUUCAUCAAGAGAUACUGGUCGACUCCACGCUUUUGGGAUGGCGAGGAAGCAGCCGUCAAAGAAAUGCACAACACUCAGGUUCUUCAUUUGGAAUUCGACCAACUUCCUGCACUCCUUCAAACAUGUCGCGCCAAUCAAACUACACCACACGCCGCCAUCUAUGUCGCAAUAGUGCUGGCCACUCUCAAGGUAUUUGGCGAGCAACUACAGUUGAUAUCGGCAACACCAUUUAGCGGUAGAAAUCACUGUACUCCUCCAGUUCCAUCCGAUGAAGUUGGCAACUUUGUAGGUGGCUACGAACGCACCAAAGACUAUAGCUACUCACACCUAAUUCAACCAGCCAACUUUUGGAGUGAAUGCAAACAAUACAAGCAAGAGAUAGCCAACAACAUGAUCACCGACAUCAAGACCACCAACAUGCUCAAACACGUCGGUGAGUUCCCAAGUGCUUGGAAUGACUUUUGGUACAAUCGAUUGAAUACACAUCCAAAAGGAAGAAUAACUAGUUUUGAAUUAAGUGAUCUUGGUAAUGUACAAUUUAACAACAGCAACAACAAUAUCUUGUUGAAAUCAGCAGUGUUUACACAGAGUACAAACGUAUUAGGUUCUGUAUUCAAUGUGAAUACAAUCACCACCAAUAAUAUCUUACAAUGCACAGUAACAUGGCAACUUAAUGCUAUUUCAGAUCAGCACGCAUCCGAUUUUAUUCAAGAACUUAACACUAUAUUAAUCAGAAUUAUAUCAGAUAAAUAA
Molecule: messenger RNA, 2823 nt
Organism: Heterostelium album PN500
Lineage: Eukaryota; Evosea; Eumycetozoa; Acytosteliales; Acytosteliaceae
Exons: 2
Coding region: 1-2823 (940 amino acids)
Source: RefSeq, a predicted model, not a curated record